AUGACACCCUCAUCCAACAAUUUGCACGUGCAUACCGCGAACUACAACAAAAUCUCGAUGACGAUGAAGAUGAUGAUGACGUUCAAGAAGCCCGUUCAAGAAGUUGAUGUUACAUCCGCUCGGAGACCAUGGAGGAGCGAGGAGGAGGUCGCCUUGCUCAAGGCAUACUUGCACACCACCGAAAACAAGAAACAUUCCAACGAGCAAAGAAAAGACUUGUUUUGGAGACAAGUCAUGGCUCAUUUUCGCCAACUUCUCGGUUCAACGGAACGAAACAUGGAUCAAAUGACUUCGAAGUUGGGCGAUUUGAACCGGAAAAUGAGUAAAUUGAACGGGUGUUUCAUUCAAGUGAAUCGAAAUCCACAAAGUGGAGCGAGCGAGGUGACUAUCAUGAAAACCGCCAACGACGACUAUUGCCCACUAUACAAAAAGAGAAGUUUUCCACACUUGGCGGCAUGGGAGGUUGCGAGACAUCACCCGAAGUGGGUACCGGUUGAUUUGGUCGACAUGGGUGGGCCGACGGCUUCAAAAAAAAGAGGAGGUUCCAAAAGAUCAAAGACCUCCGAGUCGGGGAACUACACGACUUCCGCGUCGGAUAACUUGCCCCAAAUGAACUUGAACGACGACCCCGUUGACGAACCCAUUCAAGACGAUAUACCGACAAGGCUGUGCCGCAAGAAAAGUGGUGAUUUGUUAAGUAAAGGAAAGGAAUCGGUGGCGGAGUCGAUCUCCGAAAUCAAAGAGGCUAAAUUGGUGGAAAUAACGCAAGCCACCGAAAGAAGAGAAAAACUUGUGGCGGCAAAACUUAAAUGUGAGGAGGCAUAUAUUCGACACUUGAACGAAAAAGAAAAACAUAAUGAUUUAAAGAUCUUGUUAGAGCCGCACACCAAUCUCGACGAACCGUUUAAGUCGGUAAUUCAACAAAAACGCGAGAUAUGUGAAAAGUGGGGGUGGGAGAUGCCUUAA
Helianthus annuus (common sunflower) is the source of this 966-nucleotide messenger RNA. RefSeq lists its product as uncharacterized. Bases 1 to 966 code for a protein of 321 amino acids. Lineage: Eukaryota; Viridiplantae; Streptophyta; Magnoliopsida; Asterales; Asteraceae. The transcript has 2 exons. The record is from RefSeq and is a predicted model, not a curated record.